AUGGUUUUGACUCCCAUUACUGCUCAACCGGAGCUUCUUAUGCCACAGCCUAACGCAGCUCUCUGCCCCCCGGUGCCGUCUACUCCGCCUUCUUCUGAAGCAGAGACAUCCGAACCAGAUUACGAAAAUGAAGAAUCAGAGCGCAGUGUGUCUCUCAAGACACUUAUGCUCCUUUCCAACAUUGACCAUGCAACUUCACCAAACUACGCGAACCCUGAUCAGCUAUAUGACGAGGCAGCAAAGCAUGACGUGCCCGAGCUCAUUAAACGCUACUACGAGCGUCUCUGUGAACGAUUCAAGCUGAACCCUACGCAACCGAUACCCGAUGGCAUCCCAAAAUACUUUCUUGCUUAUGAGAUUUUGGGAAAAGCACUCCAGUCAAAGGGCACACGACUCGAACCAUUACGAUUGAACAUGGAAGUGGACGAAAAUUAUCUCGGCAAAGAACUGCCAAAUAGCCAAUGGGGCCUUUCUGCAGUAAAAAAUGGGAAAUUUCUGGCAGAUCAUGGCCGCUAUUACGACAUUAUGCUGGAUGAGUCGCCUUACAUCAGAAUAAAUGGCAAACUAUCCCAUUUCAGCGACGAACUCGACGAGUUGGAGGUACAGACAGUCUAUCCGACAGCUGAGUAUCUACCGACUUACCGCCGCCAACUCCAACAAUUACGCAGUGUGCCUCGCCCUGAAGAAGAUGGCUUCAAGAAAUCCAUUGAUGACCUCAGUUCCCUAUUUGAGGAGAUUGAGAGGUCCGACAAUUCAUACAAUCGCCUAAUCAACUAUCUUCGGCUGUACCUGUAUCAUGACCUAUCGUUCAACCUUGCUAUCGUGUCCGACGGAUUCGAUUUUUUUAACGAGGUCGAUGACGAGCAGACAGACAGGUUCAAGUUGCUUGAACGACGUGUCCAAACAAACUCUAAGGGCCUAGAUCUUGAGCUUACUCGGAGCAUGAAAAUCCUCAAAGAGAACGACACCAGCAACUACACAGAGCUCUCGGCUCGUAUCCUUCGUGCUCAGGCUUUGCAGAGUAAGUUGAAAUUGGGUGUAUUGUUAGAAAAGGCAAUCGAUGAGUGCGAUUGCUUCCUUCUUGAGCCAGAUGAUGACAAGUAUGAAAUGAGCAUGAGUUUUUCGAAGAACGAUUGGAGAAGAGAGUAA
Molecule: messenger RNA, 1149 nt
Organism: Fusarium verticillioides 7600
Lineage: Eukaryota; Fungi; Ascomycota; Sordariomycetes; Hypocreales; Nectriaceae
Exons: 3
Coding region: 1-1149 (382 amino acids)
Source: RefSeq, a predicted model, not a curated record